Molecule: messenger RNA, 1035 nt
Organism: Canariomyces notabilis
Lineage: Eukaryota; Fungi; Ascomycota; Sordariomycetes; Sordariales; Chaetomiaceae
Exons: 3
Coding region: 1-1035 (344 amino acids)
Cellular component (GO): membrane
Source: RefSeq, a predicted model, not a curated record
AUGGUUUCCUUCCUUGGAGACGAUCGCUGCGAAGAGCUCCGCGAUCUUAGCAUUGUUAAUCUCAUUGUUUCGAUCGUCAUCGUCAUUGGCAUGCUGAUUAGCUACCUCCCUCAGCAUGUCCGCAUCAUCCAGCGGCGCACAUCCGAGGGUAUCUCUCCCUACUUUGUCCUUCUCGGCACCACCUCUGCAACAUCAGCCUUUGCGAACAUCCUCCUUCUUCCAAAGUCCCGCCAGGAUGUGGCCUGCUGCAAAGAGCUCGAGACAUUCCAUUGCGUCGCGGGUCUGCUGGGUAUUGCGCAGAUGGGAGUUCAGUGGAUCUGCUUCACUUUCAUCUUUGUCCUCUUCCUCGUCUUCUUCCGCUACCGCCCGACCGAGGACUUAGAGAAUGAAGAGUUGGACGAGCAUCAGCCGGGGUGGCAGACGGCGUUGCUGGUAGCAUCUCUGACCCUCCUACACGGCCUUGCCGUCAUCAUAAUCACGGGGAUCUUGUCUACAGUGGCGCGGGAACACCUCUCUAUCUGGGCCAAUGUUCUCGGCGUCAUGGCCGCUCUGCUUGCGGGCGUACAGUAUAUUCCACAGAUCUGGACAACGUACCACAUCAAGCAUGUCGGCAGCUUGAGCAUCCCAAUGAUGUGCAUUCAGACCCCUGGCGGCUUUGUCUUCGCAGCAAGCCUGUUUGCCCGGCUUGGCUGGGCCGGAUGGAGCUCUUGGGGUAUCUUUCUCCUGACGGCUACCAUGCAGGGCAUCCUCUUGUACCUGGCCAUUUACUACGAGAUUCAGGCACGCAGCCAUGGUGCGGUCAAGUCGGCCACUGCCUCCCCAAGGCAAAACCUAUCGCAUCUGCAUGCUAACGGCUUCGAUGACGACACUCCUGGUCGAUACACGGCGCACCCUGAGCACUACGCCACGACGCCAGAACAGUUGCUUAGGGUCAUGGACCGUCAGGAUAGCGACGCAGCUGCUGAAACGACUCCCCUGCUGAAGCCUGGCGGCAUUGGUGAUCCCCACCGAAACUACGAUACCAACCGGGACUAG